AUGACUCAGCUUGCCAAGCUUCUCAUCAUCCUGGCAGCCGCCAGCGCAACCCUCAGCGCCCCAACCAUGAGACCUCGCCAGCUCGCCGGCGAAGGCAGCUUCUUCGACUCCGUCUUUAGUGGCACCGACAACGGUGUCGGCUAUGGUGUCGAGAACGCUGAGGACAACGCUGCUAGUCUCCUCGGUGACAAGGCCGCGGAUCUUGUCCAGACUGAUGGAGAUAAUAUUGAUGGGCAGCUUACUCAGGAUGCGGCUACUCUUGGAGGUCAGAUUGUGCCAGUUGGAACUGUGUGA
This is a messenger RNA of Fusarium musae, 294 nucleotides long. RefSeq lists its product as uncharacterized. The coding region runs from base 1 to 294 and encodes 97 amino acids. Lineage: Eukaryota; Fungi; Ascomycota; Sordariomycetes; Hypocreales; Nectriaceae. The transcript has 2 exons. The record is from RefSeq and is a predicted model, not a curated record.